AGAAUGUGGGGACUAAGGGCAGGCACUGGCACAACACUCCCAUGUGGUUUCCUCCAUCUGACUGGAGUUUUGACUUCUCAUUUGAGAACUCCCAUGUUUGUUCCCACCUUCCACCAAAUAGAAAAGUUGUCAAGUACACACUGGUAAUGAUUAGCCUGUAUUGAUUUCUGUGUAUUUGUGAGAGAUAUUGUUUGACUUUGAAGGCCAGGCCUUGCAGGCAUGGGGAAUUAUUUAUUUCUUUCUUGCUGGGGACUUAUAUAAAUUUUGCAGCACCUCCUGCUUUCCUGCUAACCUCUUUAUCCUGGUCCUCCUUGCUCCCACUGAGCAGGAGCAUACUAUUGGUUCAGCUGUGACCAGCAUCCCUGAAACAGCCUGUGGUGGAUGGGGUUGCCAUGUCUUGGGAACUCAAAUUUCUGCCUCGAGCAAUCACUGAGCAAGGUGGAGAGGCUGCUAGUUGCUCCUGGAUUGUCCACCAACUGGAAAGGUGCAGUAUUGUCUGUCCCUCCAGUGUUUGUGCUAUAAACAGGGCCAUAAUGAGCCAAAAGAUAUGGCCUACACAUGUCCUUACUGCUUCACCCACAGAUAGCAAGGUAGAGAUGGUGUGCAGUGCUGGUCAGCUUGCUGUGAUACAAGUCCUCUGAAGGCAGUAAGGGCAGACGCAAACAACCAUCCUUUAGCAGAAGGGGGCAGGCAGCUCCCUGUGCUGGUUUACACCCAUGUGCUGCUGCGGCCCUGGGGCUGUUGGGCUGUGGUAAGGGUGGGCAGGUUGUGCACGAUGCCUGGCGUGAUGAAAACCUUUUUCCCAACCGGCAUGUGGUGUCACAGCUGCAACCCAGGUGGCCAGCUGGGCUUUGGGUCUGGGCCGUUUCCACUUCACUGAUCACCAGAGCAGAUUUGCAGCACGUUGGGAAGAGGCCUGUGCUCUUUGUGUUGAUUUUGCAGUAUAAUUGCAGUGAAAGUGGGAAGGUUUCAGCCAGCCUUAGCAGCCAGUGACUGCAGAGUACCUGAAGGCAGAUGAAAGUAAUCCUGCAAAGACAGAAUAGAAUUAGGAAGCUUUUUACUACCAAGCUAUACUCCAUGAUGCUGGAGUAUCCCCUGGCUUGCAGGCCAAGCAGGAGGGAGCCAGGUUAUGGUGGGGACAGGCAUGUCCUACACCGCCAUCUCCCUCCGCUCUCCUCCUGGAGGAGCACAGCCACCAGCCUGCAGUGUCCCUGCUCCCAGUGCCAGCCGCUCUCCCCUUCCCACACUGACUCAUCUCUGUGAUCAGAGAGCAGUCAUCUCUUAAAAGACAAUCCCCCAGAAAGAGCUUUCUUCUUCCUCAUUAGCGCCUGUAAUCUCUUGCCGCCUACGAAGCUGUGGGACGACAGAGUGUCUGUGGCUGAGGAGCAGGUCCAGGCAGGGAGGUGCACUGCAGCGAUGAAGGCCGUGUGAGCCUGGGGAAGGCUGAAUAAUGCACCGUGGAGGAUGACGUGCAUCAUCCUGGUGAGAGAGCACGGAGCCUGCUGGAAUCAGUGUGUUCAGCACUGCCAGAGCAGAGUGUGUGCAGGGAGAGGAGACAGGCAGCAGAAGAUCUGCGGAAAGGUCCCGGAUAGACAGUGCUGCUCCGUGAACAAAAGGACCAACCCCUUCUGUCAGCCAGAUCUCGGCAUUACGCGCACCUCUACCCUUCCAGAAAGAGACCUUUCACAAACCGACUCCUUGGUGUACAGCAGCUUUCUCCAGACUUCUGAAUCCUCAGCAGAGGCCUCAGACAACAAAGAAGGCAAAGCAAGGGACUUGGUUGUCCCUAGUGCCAGUAAGCGACACAACCCGUUCUUACUGAACGAGGGUGAAGAUCUCAGCAUCUUUGGGGAUGACUUGGGUCAAAAAUCUUUCCACCUUCACAACUCCCUUGUGGGUGGAAAACCUCCCUUUCAUCUGCAUGAGCUGGCCUUGCCCCCUUUCCACCUCCACGACUCCAACCACAUUGUGAAAUCCUGGAACAUGGCAAGCCGGUCCGGUGUGGUAGAUGGGCAAGAGGACAAAAUCAACAGUGAUGAUGUCCAGAAGAGGAACAAUGCAAACAGGUGCCACCAGGCCACAGAGCGCAUGGAGUUGGAUGAAUGCAGCUGCAAUCGUGGCAGCUCCUCCAGCUUCUCCUUCGAUGGUGGUGACCAGGAGUGGAAUCAAAAUACAGGUGAAUCGCUGAGGAAUCAUGAUGCCCUGCAUAGCCGGACAUGCAGCUGUUCCAGCUCAGAGCUCCAACACUGUCGCUGCUACAGUUCAUCAAGUCAGUCUGAAGUGAUCGACCAGCAGAUGGGUUACAUCAGUGACUCUUCUUGCAACAGCUCUGAUGGGGUGCUGGUGAACUUCAGUGCUCUCUACAACAAAAUGAAUGGCCAUUCUCGAUCUAACCUGAAUUCAGCCAACCUGUCCUGCGACUCUUCCUUCUGCAGCCACUCGGACACAGGGGCUUUUUACUUGGAUUUGCAUUCAUCACCCACAGAAUCCAAGAUGUCUUGUGAGUCGCAUCACCUGGAGAGUUCAGGGAAGGCAUGUGAGUGUCACCGUUCUUCCUCACCUGUUCUUGAUGCUAACUGCAACUCCUACCACCUCCACUGUGAGCCUUGCACUUCAGAGAGCUCAGAUCUCACUGCCUGCUUCCAGAGCCAAGCACGGCUUGUUGUGGCUACUCAGAAUUAUUAUAAGCUAGUCACGUGUGACUUGUCUUCCCAGUCAUCCCCCAGCCCUGCAGGAUCUUCCAUAACUAGUUGCUCAGAAGACCAAACCAAAGGUAGCCCAGCCCAGCCCACUGAAUACUAUCUUUUUAGAAGGCCUGACCUGAGAGAAGAAGACAACAACGUGGAGUGCAGUGAAGAGGAGACAAAGGGAGAAACCACAGAAAACAUGAUUGAGGGUCAGGUCUAUGUGAACGUGUCACCGCCUAACCUCAACACAAGCCGGCAGCGCUCCAGAAGCUAUGAUCAGAACCUGGACAGGAGUCCUGGCAACAGGCUGGGGUCUUUGGAGCGUAUGGUGAGCUGUCCGGUUAAGUUGAGUGAAAGUCCAGCAAUACCCAUCCAGAGUUCCCCACCAAAGCGAGUGACGUCUUUUGCUGAACUUGCUAAAGGCAGGAAAAAGAACAGCACCUCGCCACCACUCCGCUGCAGUGGAGAUUCCUCCUUGGAGUUCUCCCCUAUCCCUGAGACACAGCGAGACUGCCCAACCUUCCUUGAAGAAAGAGCUCACCGCAGCCAGAGUCUUCCACCCAUGCCCUUCAUCCAUGGGCUGAACCGGAGCUGUGAGGGCUUCUGUUUGAAUCACCCUUUUGGGGACAGACAGGCUUUGUGUUCCACUAAAGAUUCAGGACCCAGUGAGACCGUCCCCAGUGGGCAUGGGGCAGGUGAGCAAGCCUCUCUCACCUUGCUGACGGAGGCAGAUGCCAGCUUCUCAGGUAGUUCUACCAGUGGCCAUGGACAAAGAGAUGUUAGAGCUCGAGCAGACGGUGGAGGUGCAGACAGCAAGCCUGUGGUACGCUACAGCAAGGAGCAGCGUCCCACAACGCUGCCCAUCCAGCCUUUCGUUUUCCAGCACCAUUUCAGCAAGCCACCCAAGGCCCGUGCUCUGCACAGCCAUUUUGCUUCCAGCCUUUCUCAACUCUACAACUUGUCCAGCAACCGACCUGCCAGCCAGCAGAUCUCUUCCAGUUCCCACCCCUCUGCCGCCCUGGCAGAGCAGUCAGCAGUGGCAGGGGGCCAAGCCCGUGGCAUGCUCCUGACCCAGCGUUCAGUGGAUGGAGCUGCCUCCCUCAACGAUGGCUGCAUCAAGAAGCCAGCCCCUGAGACAACCCGACCAUCCCCACUGGGCAGUUACUCUCCUGUGCGAUGCAACGUGCCUUUCUUUCAGAGCGUGGACUCCUCUUCCUCGCCCACCGCUGAGCGAGCUGGAGAGAGCCAGCCUCCCAGGAGCAGGUCCUGCCCCAUCUCUGCCAGCCUGCUUCCCACCAGGUCUUCCCCUGCUGUCAGUGCCGUGCAGCCCACUCAAAUCACCAAAGUUGAUGCCCCGAAGCAAAAUGAGAACCCCAGGCCGGUUCCCAAGAAGGAGGCAGCUCUGGAGCCAAGCCCACCAUUCUCUGAGUACCGACUCCACAGCAGGUCCCUCCUGCCCCUUUCACUGAGUAGCAUGCCCAUGAGCCGAGUGGGAGCCCAGGCAGAUCCCCACUGGAGGCGUGGCAGCGAGACCAGCAGCUCUGGCCCUCUGAGCAGCAUGGGGGGACGGCCCCUCAAUGCGAACCACCUCUCCCCUCAAGCACUGAAGUGGCGAGAGUACAGGCGGAGGAACCCCCUGGGCCUGGACCGUGUUUCAGGGCUGCCCAGCUUAGCCAGCAGCCUAGACAGGAAGCAGCAAGAGCCCCGGAUGAACCGGGGGAAUCCCAUCUUUGAGUUCCCUGGCACUCUCAACACCAGCCAUUUCCACUGCAAGCUGAACGGGCAGUCUAUGAAGCAACUCCAACUUACCUACACUGACUUCUUCCCUGACUACUUCUCGCUAGCUGAGAAACCCCCUGCUGAGUUCUGUCUCUCCCCAGAUGGCAACACAGAAUCCAUCUCUAUUGACUUGCUGCAGAAGAAGGGUCUGGUGAAGGCAAUCAAUACUGCUGUUGACCUGAUUGUGGCUCACUUUGGAACCAGCAGAGAUCCAGGGGUGAAGGCCAAACUUGGGAACAGUUCCGUGAGCCCCAACGUGGGUCAUCUCAUACUGAAAUACCUGUGCCCAGCUGUCCGGGACAUCCUGAGUGAUGGGCUCAAGGCCUAUGUUCUGGACAUGAUCAUUGGCCAGAGGAGGAACAUCCCCUGGAGUGUGGUGGAAGCAUCCACCCAACUAGGCCCCUCUACCAAGUUGCUGCACAGCCUCUAUAGCAAGAUCAGCCAGUACACGGAGCUCACCAACCACACCAUGCGGUUCAAUGCGUUCAUCUUUGGCCUCCUCAAUAUCCGGUCCUUGGAGUUCUGGUUCAACCACCUCUACAACCAUGAAGAUAUCAUCCUGGCACACUACCAACCGGUGGGCUUCUUAUGCCUGUCUCAUAGUGUGUGCCAGCCUCUUUUUGAGGAGCUCCUGCUCCUGCUGCAGCCUCUCUCCCUGCUGCCCUUCAACCUGGACCUCCUUUUUGAGUACCACCUGAUGCAGAUGGGCAAAGAGCAGCAGCAGCAAAAGGAGCUGCUGCGUGUGAAGCAGGACCUGCUGCUUUCUGCACACUCCACCCUGCAGCUGAUGCGGACGCGGGGCAGCAGUGAGGAUCCCGACGGCUGCAGCACUGCCCGUGAAGCAUGCAAAGUGGGUGGCAGAGAUGGUGGCGUGUCACCAGGCCACAGCCCUGAGCAGGCUGCAAGUGAGAGGGUCAAGGGAGUGGGAGCCUCCUGCGGAGAUGGGGACAGAGAGGAAGAACGGAGGAAGGUGCGAGAGAGCACGUGGGAGGGGAAGAAGGACAAGCAGGCGGGUUGGUGGUACCAGCUCAUGCAGAGCUCUCAGAUUUACAUUGAGGGCUCGACUGAAGGCUCGAAGUUCAUCCGUUAUGAAAAGAAGAAGGCUUUGAGUGGUGUGCCCGGUUCGGCUGAGUCCCACGAGACACCACCCCCACGUGAAGGGGUGGUGGAGGGAGCAGAAGCAUGCCACAUUGCCGAGGGCAGCCUGGAGGAGAAGCCCAAGGCUGCCAGCAGGCCAAGUCCUGAGACUGUGGAAGAGCCCCUGGAGAAGCCCCAGCAUGUACCAGGUGGUGAAGAGGUCAAGGAACGGAGCUGGCCCUUCUGGAUGGGCAGCCCCCCAGACUCGGUGGUUACAGAGCUGAAGCGCAGCAAGGAAAAAGAGACGGGGACUCAGCUAAAAGUGGGAGCAGCAGCAGCAGCCCCCCAAGAAGAGAGCAGUGCCAGUGCGUCAGAGGCCAGCCAGCCCAUCAAGUGGGGACACUUGUUUGGGUCCAGGAAGGUGCAGAAAGAGCCCAGGCAACCUAACAGGUUGCCCUCUGGCUGGCUGAGCCUGGACAAGUCUGUGUUCCAGCUGGUGGCCCAGGUUGGAGCAAGCAUGUGGAGAGAAGCAGCCCCUGAGCCAGAACCCCCCCAACCAGAGCCUCCUGAAGUAUCACCUGCACCACAGCCAGCCCGAGGACUGUGUGCCAGCCCUCCCUGCGAGGUGAAAGCUCUUUGUCAUCACAUUGCCACCGAGGAGGGACAGCUGAGCUUCAACAAGGGGGAUAUCCUGCAGGUCAUCUCCAAGGUGGACGGUGACUGGCUGAAGUGCAGUCUCGGCUCCGAGAAGGGACUCGUGCCCAUCAUGUACGUGACCCACCCGGAGGACAAGGACUAUUGAUGUGGCUGACUGGCCAAGCACAGUACCGUGGGCUGCUGAGGCUCCUCUGGGGAUGCCCAGAGAAGCAAACACAGCUUCUUGCUAGUUUCUUACCUUUCUUGCCAUUACAGAAUACAGUAACCGUAGGUGGUUCCUUCUUGCUCCUCCUUGUGCAGCUGCCAAAGGCCAAACUGGCCCGUGGAGCCUUCUGCAAGCUGUACCUCGUAUUGCCAGGCAUUGCCGUGCAUGCAGCCACACCAGGGACCGUUAGAGCCCCCUCCACCCCAUGCCAUCUCCAGCACCCAUAGGUGGUGGGUUUGUAUGUAGCAGGAAUCGAAACAAUCCCUGCCAGAGCAGCACUGGCUCAGUUUCACGCUGCAGGGUGCAGGAGGAUGGCCCCUCCCGGGGGUGGCCGUGCAGCCUCCAGCACCCCGAUGUUACUGGGGUGGGAGCACCGUGCACUGCCAACGCUGCCCGGCCUCGGCCUCGGGAGGGAAGGGGUGUUUGUGUGUGUGCAGAGCGAGGUUGUGUGGGGUUGUGAGGAAGGCACGUGGAUGUACAGUGUGAUGUAGGUUCAGGUGAGGUAGUGCCACCCUGUGCAGAGAUAGGUGAUGUGGGGAUGUGCCCUCCAUGCCGGGCAGGUCACCUCAGAUGCCCUGGGGUGCUCAGUGGAGGGAAGGUGGGAGGGGAGGGAAGGGGGGUGAGGGCAGGGUCCCUGACAGGGCUAGGGAUGGGAUGCUUUUGGGGUUUGGGGGCCGUGCUCCCAGGAGGAACAGCGGGGGAGAUGGGGAUAGGAAAUGCUCCCCGUGGUGUGAGUUUGGGGGAUAAGUGUUGUGCACGAACACAAGGGGCUGCUGGGAGUCCAGGGCUCCUCAGCAGAGGCAAUGUCAGUCAGUCCCUGCCUUGCCAUGCUCUUGGGGUGGUGUGGGGAUCCUCACCUGCCACUGGGUGGGUGACAGUGUUAGUGAAAGUCCGUGCCAGUAUUUGGUGCCUUGGCCAGGCGGAUGCUGCUCAUGGUGUCAUGCCUGAGCUGGCUUCCCCAUGGCGAGGGGCCCUGGUCUUGCAAGGUUACCUCCUGCUUGUACAUCGCUUAGCGGACGUUGCACCAUAUUUAAUUUGUAUUUCCCUGUUAGAACGAGGUGUCUCGCCUUUAUUUAUUUCUUUAUUUAUGAUGCAUAUUAAUUAAAAGGUGCUGAUUGAG
Molecule: messenger RNA, 7525 nt
Organism: Numida meleagris (helmeted guineafowl)
Lineage: Eukaryota; Metazoa; Chordata; Aves; Galliformes; Numididae
Gene: RUSC2
Product: RUN and SH3 domain containing 2
Exons: 13
Coding region: 1465-6345 (1626 amino acids)
Cellular component (GO): cytoplasmic vesicle
Molecular function (GO): protein binding
Source: RefSeq, a predicted model, not a curated record